Messenger RNA from Exophiala dermatitidis NIH/UT8656, 2247 nucleotides. RefSeq lists its product as uncharacterized. NCBI's taxonomy places the organism in Eukaryota, Fungi, Ascomycota, Eurotiomycetes, Chaetothyriales, Herpotrichiellaceae. Bases 1 to 2247 code for a protein of 748 amino acids. The transcript has 2 exons. The record is from RefSeq and is a predicted model, not a curated record.
AUGGCACUGCGACCCUCCGAGUUCACCUUCACCGAGGACCGUCUUAGAGAGAUCUGGCGCGACCCGGAAAACCUCCGACGGAGAAGUCAAUAUGAGAACUAUGGACUCGUCGACCAUGAAUCUGAACACGGCCUUCCAGACCCGAGAAUUAUCGCAAGGACUAUCGAGAUUCUCGGCCAACAACCCGUUACUUCUCCCAGCAUCUUGGAAGCCCUACCGUCCGGGAAAAUACUCGGAAGUGGCUAUAUGCUGCCCAGCCAUGGCGCAGUGGUUACUGGCCACGUGGUGCCAGAUCCUGUCUGGGACCGAUUGGUAGUUACAAACUUCGUCAACACCGCUGUGCUUCGUCUGGUGCUAUGCAUUGCGCAGGCGCAGCUGUCAAGAGAGUAUGGUCCGGCGUCCAUCGUACGGUUGUUGAAUGGCACCAUCCAACUCCUCAGAGUGAGCCUCGACCUCGCCACUGAAAGCGGAACCAGCGAUGAGAAAUGGACGGUAGUGUGUGCUUUUCUCUGGACGUCCUGGUCCCGGCUUUUGCUCCUCUUACUCGGCCCGAUGAUGGGCAGGCAGCUUGAAGGGUUUGAUUACAAUGUCCGGGGGUUAGGCUCGAUACGACUUUUGGAUGUUGUCCCGGAGAUUGUCGAUUGUCGCCGUCGGCUACAGCAGAGGGAACUACAAGCCACUCCCUAUCUCUGUGCCUGGGCUUAUCGCAACCUCGUCGAUGACCGAGCAUGCAUCUCGACCGAUCUCCGGUAUUUUCAUCAAGUGUACCAUGCUUGCUUUGGCACGAGACCGGCAAUAUGCAACCAGGGAGCUAAUCAAUGCGAUGGCCUUUCUUCCAUCUCCUGUGCUCGGUUCGAGCACACACCAGUGCACAAUCAGUCGUCUCAUGCCUCAGGAUGCAAGGGGGACUGCCAACGGCUCUUUUGGAUUAGGAAGUCUUUUGUCGCCGUAUCAGGUCCCAAGGCAGUUGAUUUAGCUGCCACAAAUGCCAUGGGCCUACGUUACUGCCAGUCAACAGAGGAUACCUUGACCAUAUCCCACGUCUGGAGCCACGGUCAAGGCGGCAGGCCCGAUGCUGGCGGCGAAGAAGGCACAGGCUUCAACUCAUGCUUGCACCGCCGAUAUUCUGCCUUGGCCUCGUCACUGGGAUGCUCAUCGUACUGGAUAGACACCGCUGCAAUUCCCAGCGAGAAAGCUCUGCGGCGGGAAUGCAUAACAAAUAUCAACCAGAUAUUUUCGACAAGCAAGACCACUGUUGUCUGUGACAGGGACAUUAUGAGUGUCGAUAUUUCCAGAAUCACUGUCGAGGCUUGCGAGCAGAUCCUGGCAGCCCUUCUUGUAUGUGAUUGGAAUAUGAGGGCAUGGACCCUACUCGAGGCAAUGACAGGCCGGCGCUCCCUCCACCUGCUGUGUCGUGACGACAAAUUGAUCAGUAUCAAAGAAGUUCUGCAGACCGUCUAUACUUCUGGGCGAAUCGAUCUAGUGAUACCGUACAUGAUGCGCUCCUAUCUCCUGCCCCCGGACGAUAUCACUGACAUAGAACUAUUCGACGGCGGUGGCUCCGUCGCGACAGAAGAAGACUGCCAACUUGCCGAAGGCUUCAUCAGUAUCGGCGAGGCCGCCGUCCUUCUGAGCCAUAGGCACGCCACUCGCGAUGACGACGAUUUGAUUAUAUGGAAUAUCCUCAUCGGCGAUGAUGGAAGCUAUGAUGCUGCCGAGAUGUGGAUGCGGCAGAUAGGCAAGAGGAUACCGUCUGGAGCGUUGGUUUCAAGUGCGCCCAGACUCCAGAAUGUACAGGGCUUUCACUGGGCUCCUAGUCGUCCGACAAUGUCUCGAAGGACGAAAGGUAUCUCGCCGCACGACAAAACUUUUCCUGCUCUUGACAGUGUCGACUCCAAGGAUGGAUACAUUACGGCUGAAGGUCUACGUGCCAAGUGGCUCACCUUCAAGUUCGAUACUGCUCUGCUCACGCAUCGGAAGGAUACACCCUUUGAUGUAAUCACCUUGAAGCCCUUGGCGGAGGUUGUCGGUCGUUAUCUCGAGCUUCUUCCUUGGGGCAUUCUGCUACAGGUCUGUCCGGCAAGGGGUCCUGCAAAUGUCCCUAUUACGUACCAGGGAUCUAGCAAUCAUCUACUAGUCGUCUGCGGCUCGCAAGACGGGGAACACUGGGAAUGGAAGGGUAUAUACGAAUGGGACCGGCACGUUCAACUGCCUGAAUUCACUCUGGGAGAUAUACUGCUUGUUUAG